AUGCAGGCUCCUCCGCCCCAGCCGUCGCGGUCUCCUGCUGGACUCGGAGCGCCAGCAGCGCAUCUGGGCCGCCGCGCUGGCGCGCCAAGACCUGGGCGGCUUGCGGCCGGGAGAUUGCGCCGUGCUGGCCGUGCUGGCGCCACUGACCCCCUUGGAGGUGCAGGAGGAGGUGGUGGCGAUUCUGGAAGAGGACUUAGGCUGCCAAAGGUUUUGGUUUCCACGUGCAGCCUCUCCUUUGGCUGGCUGACUGGCUGCUUCGCUGAGGUCAGCUGCAUCGAGUCCUCCUGUGUGGCGCUCAAAAGCCCAGGGGUGUCGGCGCAGCUGCUGGCGUGCUCCCCUUCCCCAUGCUGUACGGUGCUGGGCCUUGGCUUUUCCGCCAGCUUUGCCCAACCCUGCGUGGAGGGCAAGGCCAUUGCGUCCGCGGGGCGCCGCAGCUGCGUGGGAGGGCGCAUCCUCACCAACCUCUUGAUGGAGAGCCUGAAGCUCCGGCACCUGGAUCUCUCAAAGGCGUGGCUCACCGUCGAAGACAUCUUCACAAAGACUUGUCGGGUAGCUACGGACAUUCGCCUGGAAGAGGGCGAGCCGGUGAACUAUGUGCUGCCGGACUUCCAGGAGCGCCUCCAGGGGUUCGUGGCUGCCGAAGUGCCUGAGGGCGCCCAGAGCAUCACCCUGACCCGCGAGCGCUGCGUCAUUCCGGAGGCGCUCUUCCGGCCGCAGGACCACGGCAUUCCAGCUGCUGGCCUGGCAGAGCUGGUUCACCAGGCGAUCCUCGCGGUGCCAGAAAUGCUGCGUCCCCACUUAGGCCGCGUGGUGCUCUGCGGCGGCCUCGCGCGAUUGCCGAACCUCCCGCGCCGACUCAGGGCAGAGUUGCGGCGGCUGCUGCCCAGCCAUUGGCCUGUAGAGAUCCUCCUGGAGGAUCACCCGGAGCUUUCGGUUUGGCGAGGCGCAGCCCAGCAUGCCCUUCACGCCGGGCAUUCCGAGGCCGCCGCGGCAACUCCAGGAGUAUCGGGUGCAUCGCCGAGCGCGCGGCGUGGUCGAGGUCGUGGCAAAGGAGCUGUGAGCCGUGCAGGAUCUGCCAAGAUGCCAUCUGGGAAGUCUCCAGCGCAACGCAAGCGGCCACCCUCAACGAUCUCAGCGGAUGUGGAGGCAGAGGAAGAUGCGGCCGCCUUGCCGACCGGCGCUGUGUCACUUGGCGAGCCGGAAUCUACGCCGGCACCCAGGCUGAAGAGGAUUUCCCGCAAGAUGUCGGUGGAGGGAAAGAGUGCAGCGUGA
This is a messenger RNA of Effrenium voratum, 1272 nucleotides long. Lineage: Eukaryota; Dinophyceae; Suessiales; Symbiodiniaceae. The record is from the annotation of a GenBank genome assembly.